AUGACGUUGAUCGCGGGCGUAGUUUUCGCAGCACUGAUGCGCGAUGCAGUGAAUGAGGCGGCCGACCCAAACACACAUACUACAAUCAUCACACGGGUAAGCAUAUCAGUGCCACGAAAGAAAAAACGAGAACCAGAUAAAGAAGGACAACGUACAUCAUAG
This is a messenger RNA of Plenodomus lingam JN3, 162 nucleotides long. Lineage: Eukaryota; Fungi; Ascomycota; Dothideomycetes; Pleosporales; Leptosphaeriaceae. The record is from RefSeq and is a predicted model, not a curated record.